Messenger RNA from Triticum turgidum subsp. durum (durum wheat), 3039 nucleotides. The record is from the annotation of a GenBank genome assembly. NCBI's taxonomy places the organism in Eukaryota, Viridiplantae, Streptophyta, Magnoliopsida, Poales, Poaceae.
AUGAUGAGCGCCAAGGAUGUGAGAAUGAGGGCUAUGUCUGAGAUCUUACAGAGCAUGCGCAUUCUCAAGCUUCAAGGAUGGGAAAUGAUCUUCUUGUCCAAGAUAAUAGAGUUGAGGAAGGUAGAGAUGAAUUGGUUAAAGAAGAAGGUAUACACCUCGGCGAUGCUCCUAUCCAUCUUCUUUUCUGCUCCUGCUUUUGUUGCUAUGGCCACUUUCGGAGUUUGCGUGCUUAUGGGCAUUCCAUUAGAAACAGGUAAAGUGCUAUGUGCCCUGGCAACAUUUAGACAGCUGCAAACACCUAUCCAUGGUCUCCCAGACGCAUACUCUAUGAUCAUUCAGACAAAAGUAUCGCUUGACAGGAUAUGCUCAUUUCUCUGUCUUGAGGAACUCCCUAGUGAUGUUGUAACUAAGCUUCCUAGGGGUACCACCGAUGUGUCGGUUGAGGUGACGAGCGGUCAGUUCUCUUGGAAUACAUCUUCUCAAGUGCCUACUCUUCGAGACUUGAACUUCCGUGUACAACAAGGAACGAGGGUUGCUAUCUGUGGAACAGUUGGAUCUGGCAAAUCAAGUUUAUUGUCUUGCAUACUCGGUGAGAUACCAAAAUUAUCAGGAGAGGUUAAAACUUGUGGCAGGAUCUCCUAUGUUAGCCGAACACCUUGGAUACAGAGUGGGAAAAUCGAAGAUAAUAUACUUUUUGGCACAGAAAUGAAUAGGGAGAGGUAUGAAAAGGUCCUUGAAGCAUGCUCGCUUAUCAAGGACCUGGAUAUAUUACCAUUCGGUGACCAGACGAUUAUAGGAGAGAGAGGCAUUAACCUCAGUGGUGGACAAAAACAGAGGAUACAAAUAGCCCGUACUUUGUACCAUGAUGCUGAUAUCUAUCUAUUUGAUGAUCCGUUUAGUGCAGUUGAUGCUCAUACUGGAUUGCACUUGUUCAAGGAGUGCUUGCUUGGAUUUUUAGCUUCAAAAACAGUUGUGUAUGUUACACAUCAUGUCGAAUUCUUACCUUCAGCCGACGUUAUCAUGGUCUUGAAAGAUGGGAAAAUAAUACAAGCAGGGGAUUACACUGAAAUUCUUAAUUCUGGAAAAGAAUUCACUGAAUUAAUUGUGUCCCACAAGGAUGCAUUAUCUACUAUGGACAUGUUGGAGCUCCCAAGUAGCAAUUAUGAAAGUAGUUGCCAUCUUAAUGGCAAUGGAAGCACCCUACCCAUAGCAGAUGAGCAAACACAUGAUAACAAUGAAGAAGUACUUGUUCAAAAUGGUCAACUUGUACAAGAAGAAGAGAGGGAGAAAGGCCGGGUUGGGUUUAUUGUCUACUGGAAAUAUAUUACAAUGGCACACAAAGGAGCAUUUGUGCCACUUAUUUUGCUAGCUCAGAUCAUUUUUCAAUCUCUUCAAAUUGGAAGCAAUUUAUGGAUGGCUUGGGCAGCUCCGGUAUCUAAAGAUGUGAAUCCUCCGGUCAAUAGCUCGAUGAUGAUAAAUGUAUAUGUUGCAUUAGCUCUUGUUACCUCAUUGUGUGUCUUCAUACGAUCCUAUCUUCUAGUCAUGGCUGGAUGUAAGACUGCAAUCAUGCUAUUUGACAAGAUGCACCAAUGCAUAUUCCGAGCACCGAUGUCUUUCUUUGAUUCCAUUCCUAGCGGCCGUAUCUUGAAUAGAGCCUCCACCGAUCAGAGCGCAGUGGAUACUCAAAUAUAUGAUCUGAUGGGCUACCUUCUAUUUCCUGCCAUCGAAAUUCUUGGAACAAUUAUUCUAAUGUCGCGGGUUGCAUGGCCAGUCUUUGUAAUUUUUGUCCCUGUUAUUAUUGCAUCUCUAUCAUAUCAGCAAUACUACUUAAGUGCUGCUAGGGAGUUGCAGAGGUUAACUGGAGUUUGCAGAGCUCCUGUGAUGCAGCAUUUCGCUGAAUCAAUAGCUGGCACAACUAUAAUUAGAUGCUUUGAUAAGAAAAGAGAGUUCAUCAGUUGGACUGGCCAAUUGAUGGAUAAUUUAUCUCGGGCAACGUUAUAUAAUGCUGCUGCGAUGGAAUGGUUGUGCUUUCGCUUGGACUUUCUUUCUUCUUUUAUUUUUGGAUUUGCAUUGAUACUUCUGGUCACCUUGCCAGCUGAUCUAAUUGACUCAAAGACAGCUGGUCUUGCAGUCACUUAUGGACUAAGUCUGAAUAUGCUAAUAGGGUGGGCUAUUCUGGUCCUCCGUGCUUUGGAAAACAGAAUGAUAUCCGUGGAAAGAAUAUUGCAAUACAUGACCAUUCCUUCUGAACCGCCCCUUACGAUAUCAGAAAGUAGACCGGAUUGCCAUUGGCCAACAAAGGGUGAAAUUGAGCUUCGCAACCUUCAUGUAAAAUAUGCGCCACAUCUGCCUUUAGUUUUGAAAGGCGUGACGUGCACCUUCUCAGGAGGCAUGAAGACCGGUAUUGUUGGAAGAACAGGUGGUGGAAAGUCAACCUUGAUUCAAACGCUAUUCCGCAUUGUCGAUCCGUGUAUCGGGCAAAUAUUGAUAGAUGGCGUCGACAUCUCCACCAUUGGACUGCAUGACCUACGGACAAGACUGAGCAUCAUUCCACAAGACCCUGUUAUGUUCGAGGGGACUCUGCGAAGCAACAUCGACCCUCUGGAUGAAUAUAGUGAUGAGCAAAUCUGGGAGGCAUUGGACUGCUGUCAUCUUGGAGAUGAAGUUAGGAAGAACGAGCUUAAGCUCGACUCUACAGUGACAGAGAACGGCGAAAACUGGAGCGCGGGUCAGCGGCAGCUUGUUUGCUUGGGAAGGGUGAUUCUAAAGAGGAGGCGGAUCCUAGUUUUGGACGAGGCAACUUCUUCAGUGGAUCCGAUAACCGACGGUUUGAUCCAGAAAACCUUGAAACAGCAAUUCGCCGAAUGCACCGUGAUCACGAUAGCGCAUCGUAUCACAUCGGUUCUUGAUAGCGAGAGGGUGAUUCUUCUGGACAACGGUGAAAUUGCAGAGCAUGACUCACCAGCGAAGUUGCUAGAGGACAGUUCAUCCUUAUUCUCCAAACUUGUGUCAGAAUACACAAUGGGACCGAAAUUAUAA